AUGGAAGAUAGUAAUAUCAUAAAGAUUCAAGCAUUAAUUAAAGGAUUUUAUAUUCGUAAGAAGUAUAAUUUAAAAGAACUUUAUACUCAAAAAGAGAUUGUUAAAGAAGCAGUUGAAACAGAAGAAUCAUUAUUAAAAAAAAUGAAAACUAUGAAAGAUAUAUAUCAACCCCCUUUAAAACAAGUUAAUAUUGAUGAAACAUUAUAUAAAGUCCAUUUAAUAUUUGAAUAUCUUGAUGCAUGUAUUGAAUCAAGUCAACAAAUUGUAAAAUAUGGAAAACAAUUUAUUGAAAAUUAUAAAAUAGAUACACAACCAUCACAAUUUUUUUCAUUUGUUACAUUUCAUUUAUGGGCAUAUGGAGAAUAUACUAUUAAUUAUAAUAUUACUAAAACAAUGUUAAAUGAAUUAACAAAAAAUAUUAUUUAUCAACGGUUAUUAAGUAUUAUUGAUUCUAAACAACCACAUGGAUGGGUAAUAAGUGAUCUUAUUAUUGAACCAAUGCAAAGAACUCCAAGAUAUCCAUUAUUAUUAAAUACAUUAAUAAAAGUAACUAAUGAAAAUAGUAAUGAUUAUCAAUCAUUAUUAACUGUUAAAAAAGAUUAUGAUUAUUUUACUGCUUUAGUUAAUGAAAAAACAACAAUGAGAGAUAAUUUAAGAAUUCUUGCUGAAGAUAUGGAUUUUCCUCAAAUUAUUAUACCAAGAAGAUAUUAUAUUGGUGGUGAUAAUUAUUUGGUUUGCUGUAUCAAAAGGUUCAAAAAUUGGUAA
Messenger RNA from Entamoeba histolytica HM-1:IMSS, 765 nucleotides. RefSeq names its product Rho guanine nucleotide exchange factor, putative. Lineage: Eukaryota; Evosea; Mastigamoebida; Endamoebidae. The coding region runs from base 1 to 765 and encodes 254 amino acids. Gene Ontology annotation, molecular function: protein binding; guanyl-nucleotide exchange factor activity. The transcript is spliced from 2 exons. The record is from RefSeq and is a predicted model, not a curated record.